Messenger RNA from Anoplophora glabripennis (Asian longhorned beetle), 507 nucleotides. RefSeq names its product protein prune homolog 2-like. Gene Ontology annotation, cellular component: cytoplasm. The transcript is spliced from 2 exons. Bases 1 to 507 code for a protein of 168 amino acids. The record is from RefSeq and is a predicted model, not a curated record. NCBI's taxonomy places the organism in Eukaryota, Metazoa, Arthropoda, Insecta, Coleoptera, Cerambycidae.
AUGAAUUUUUCCCAGUUUUUAUCUAAAACUUUUUGCCUUAAAUCUGCUAUAUGUUUUACAGGAAAUUUAAAUUUUCUGGCACACAAUAAAAGAAGCAAUAAACUAAGAAUAAUAAAAGUCUUGCCAAUUGAAUCUGAUCAAGAAAGCGAUGUUUCUUCUUUAGACAGCAAUCCUGAUAGCUUGAAGUCUGAAGACGUUUUUAACGGAGAAACUGAAAAUGGUAAAGAUAAUCUGGAAAACGAUGAUAACAUCUCUCCUGAGCCAAUCGAGCCUCUAAGUGCGGCAGAUGAGCGUCGACACGCCAGGUACUGGCAGCGGAUGGUGUUGCCUGGUGGAGAACAACGCACUAUUGAUAUGCGUGUUAUCGAACCUUACAAAAGAGUGCUCUCUCAUGGUGGAUACCUCAGAGCAGGAGGCCACACUGCUAUUGUGCUGUUUUCCGCUUGCUUCUUACCUGAUAGGUCGAGAGUGGAUUAUGAUUAUGUGAUGGACAACCUGUUCCUGUAA